Thunnus maccoyii (southern bluefin tuna) is the source of this 8938-nucleotide messenger RNA. It is a transcript of the gene polr2a, whose product is annotated as RNA polymerase II subunit A. Gene Ontology annotation, cellular component: RNA polymerase II, core complex. The coding region runs from base 256 to 6156 and encodes 1966 amino acids. The record is from RefSeq and is a predicted model, not a curated record. The transcript has 28 exons. Gene Ontology annotation, molecular function: DNA binding. Gene Ontology annotation, biological process: transcription by RNA polymerase II. NCBI's taxonomy places the organism in Eukaryota, Metazoa, Chordata, Actinopteri, Scombriformes, Scombridae.
AGAAGCGCUCACAGCGCUCCAGAGUGUAGAUCAGGAAAAGGGAAGGGAGCUGUUGGUGGCCAGCGUAUUUAGGACCAAAACAUAAAUAAUUUGGUUUUAAAGGCAACCGACAACAGAGGUACCCUGGGAUAUCGCCUUCGGAGACUUUCCGGUCACCGUUGGCGGCCUGACCAGAGUCGUGGUGACUAUUUUAAAGGCUGUUCCUGCUCACAAAGCGGCGUGCCGAGGAAGGACGCGUCUCUUUGAAUAGACAGGAUGCACGGACCGCCCUCCGGCGACAGCGCAUGCCCAUUGCGCACGAUCAAGAGAGUUCAGUUCGGCAUCAUCAGCCCAGAUGAGCUUAAACGGAUGUCAGUUACAGAAGGGGGAAUCAAAUACCCCGAAACAACAGAAGGUGGGCGUCCUAAACUUGGUGGCCUUAUGGACCCAAGACAAGGGGUCAUAGAACGAAGUGGAAGAUGUCAAACAUGUGCAGGCAACAUGACAGAGUGCCCAGGACACUUUGGGCACAUAGAACUGGCAAAGCCAGUCUUCCACGUUGGCUUCGUAACAAAGAUAAUGAAGGUUCUACGGUGUGUCUGCUUCUUUUGCUCCAAACUAUUAGUGGAUUCGAACAAUCCAAAGAUCAAAGACAUCCUGGUAAAAUCUAAAGGGCAGCCCAGGAAACGUUUGACACAUGUGUACGAGCUGUGCAAAGGAAAAAAUAUCUGUGAAGGAGGAGAGGAGAUGGACAACAAAUUCGGCAUGGAGCAGCAGGAGACAGAGGAGGACAUUACCAAGGAGAAGGGCCACGGCGGUUGUGGGCGCUACCAGCCACGUAUCAGACGCUCUGGCCUGGAGCUGUACGCCGAGUGGAAGCACGUUAAUGAGGAUUCUCAGGAGAAGAAAAUCCUGCUGAGUCCUGAGCGUGUGCAUGAGAUCUUCAAACGUAUCUCUGAUGAAGAGGACAUCAUCUUGGGCAUGGACCCCAAGUUUGCCCGGCCAGAAUGGAUGAUUGUAACUGUGUUGCCUGUGCCUCCGCUGGCUGUCAGACCUGCUGUAGUCAUGCAGGGCUCUGCUCGUAACCAGGAUGACUUGACCCACAAACUGGCUGACAUUGUCAAGAUCAACAACCAACUGAGAAGAAACGAGCAGAGCGGUGCAGCAGCUCACGUCAUAGCGGAGGACGUCAAACUGCUUCAGUUUCAUGUAGCCACCAUGGUGGACAAUGAAUUGCCAGGCCUGCCAAGGGCAAUGCAAAAGUCUGGCCGCCCUCUCAAAUCCAUAAAACAGCGUCUAAAGGGGAAGGAAGGGCGAGUCCGAGGUAACCUGAUGGGAAAGCGUGUGGACUUCUCUGCCCGAACUGUCAUCACCCCAGACCCCAACCUACAGAUCGACCAAGUGGGCGUACCACGAUCCAUCGCGGCCAAUAUGACCUUCCCAGAAAUCGUCACACCCUUUAACAUUGACAGAUUGCAAGAGCUCGUGCGAAGAGGCAACAGCCAGUAUCCCGGAGCCAAAUACAUCAUCCGUGACAAUGGAGACAGAAUUGACCUGCGAUUUCACCCCAAACCAAGUGACCUUCAUUUGCAGAUUGGCUACAAGGUGGAAAGACACAUGUGUGAUGGGGACAUCGUCAUCUUCAACCGACAGCCCACACUACAUAAAAUGUCCAUGAUGGGGCACAGAGUUCGAAUUCUGCCCUGGUCUACAUUUCGACUCAACCUCAGUGUCACCACCCCAUACAAUGCUGACUUUGACGGGGACGAGAUGAACCUCCACCUGCCUCAGUCCCUCGAGACGAGGGCAGAGAUUCAGGAGUUGGCCAUGGUGCCGCGUAUGAUCGUCACCCCCCAGUCCAACAGGCCCGUCAUGGGAAUCGUGCAGGACACCCUCACAGCUGUGCGCAAAUUCACCAAAAGAGACGUCUUCUUAGAGAGGGGUGAAGUGAUGAACCUCCUCAUGUUCCUCUCCACCUGGGAUGGGAAAAUGCCUCAGCCAGCCAUCCUCAAGCCCCGUCCUCUGUGGACAGGCAAGCAGAUUUUCAGCCUCAUCAUUCCUGGACACAUCAAUGUCAUCCGAACGCACAGCACCCACCCCGACGAUGAGGACAGCGGCCCUUACAAACACAUCUCACCCGGAGACACAAAGGUUAUAGUGGAGAACGGUGAGUUGAUCAUGGGCAUCUUGUGUAAGAAGUCUCUGGGAACCUCAGCUGGCUCCCUUGUCCACAUUUCCUACCUGGAGAUGGGUCAUGACAUCACCAGGCUCUUCUACUCCAACAUUCAGACUGUGGUCAACAACUGGCUGCUCAUUGAAGGUCAUUCCAUUGGUAUCGGUGACUCCAUCGCUGAUGCAAAGACUUACCUUGACAUCCAGAAUACCAUCAAGAAAGCCAAACAGGAUGUGAUAGAAGUCAUUGAGAAAGCCCACAACAACGAGCUGGAGCCGACCCCCGGUAACACACUGAGGCAGACCUUUGAGAACCAGGUGAAUCGUAUCCUGAACGAUGCCCGUGACAAAACAGGAUCCUCUGCCCAGAAGUCUCUGUCAGAGUACAACAACUUCAAAUCCAUGGUGGUGGCUGGUUCUAAGGGCUCAAAGAUUAACAUCUCACAGGUUAUUGCUGUGGUGGGGCAGCAGAACGUUGAGGGUAAGCGAAUCCCCUUCGGCUUCAAACACCGCACACUGCCUCACUUCAUCAAGGAUGAUUACGGUCCUGAGAGCAGAGGCUUUGUAGAGAACUCCUACCUGGCUGGCCUGACACCAACAGAGUUCUUCUUCCACGCCAUGGGAGGCAGAGAAGGUCUUAUCGACACAGCUGUCAAGACUGCUGAGACCGGUUACAUCCAGCGUCGUCUCAUCAAGUCUAUGGAGUCUGUAAUGGUGAAGUACGACGGCACGGUCCGUAACUCCAUCAACCAGGUGGUCCAGCUGCGCUACGGCGAGGACGGCCUGGCAGGAGAGAACGUCGAGUUCCAAAACCUGGCAACAGUCAAACCCUCACACAAGGCCUUUGAAAAGAAGUUUAAAUUCGACUGCACCAAUGAGCGAGCGUUGAGGCGAACGCUGCAGGAAGACGUGGUAAAAGACGUGCUGACCAACGCUCACGUGCAGGGUGCCUUGGAGAAGGAGUUUGAGAAGAUGAGGGAGGACAGAGAGAUCCUCCGAGCCAUCUUCCCCACCGGGGACAGUAAGGUGGUGCUGCCGUGCAACUUGGCCAGAAUGAUCUGGAACGCUCAGAAGAUCUUCCGCAUCAACACUCGAACCCCGACAGACCUCAAUCCUCUAAGGGUGGUUGAAGGUGUUCACGAGCUGAGUAAGAAGCUGGUGAUCGUGAACGGUGACGACCCCCUGAGCAGACAGGCCCAGCAGAACGCCACUCUGCUCUUCAACAUCCACCUGCGCUCCACGCUCUGCUCAAAACGUAUGACCGAGGAGUUCCGCCUUUCGACAGAGGCUUUCGACUGGCUGCUGGGAGAGAUUGAGACCAAGUUCAACCAGUCCAUUGCUCACCCAGGUGAAAUGGUUGGCGCUUUGGCUGCUCAGUCGCUGGGAGAGCCAGCCACCCAGAUGACCCUGAACACUUUCCACUACGCUGGUGUGUCUGCCAAGAACGUAACACUUGGUGUGCCCCGUCUCAAGGAGUUGAUCAACAUCUCCAAGAGGCCAAAGACCCCCUCGCUGACUGUUUUCCUGCUGGGUCAGGCAGCUCGUGACGCCGAGAGGGCCAAGGACAUCCUCUGUCGACUGGAGCACACCACGCUGCGAAAGGUGACAGCCAACACCGCCAUCUACUACGACCCCAACCCCCAGAACACGGUGGUGGCCGAGGACCAGGAGUGGGUGAACGUCUACUAUGAGAUGCCUGACUUCGAUGUGACUCGCAUUUCCCCGUGGCUGCUGCGCAUCGAGCUCGAUCGUAAACACAUGACCGAUCGUAAGCUAACUAUGGAGCAGAUUGCGGAGAAGAUCAACGCAGGUUUUGGAGAUGAUCUGAACUGUAUCUUCAAUGACGACAACGCUGAGAAGCUCGUUCUGCGAAUCAGAAUCAUGAACAGCGACGAGAACAAGUUCCAAGAGGAUGAGGAGGUGGUGGACAAAAUGGACGAUGACGUUUUCCUGAGGUGCAUCGAGUCCAACAUGCUGACAGACAUGACCCUGCAAGGCAUAGAGCAGAUCAGCAAGGUGUACAUGCACUUGCCCCAGACGGACAAUAAGAAGAAGAUCAUCAUCACAGAGGACGGUGAGUUCAAGGCCCUCCAGGAGUGGAUCCUUGAGACUGACGGAGUGAGCCUCAUGAGGGUCCUCAGCGAGAAGGACGUUGACCCCGUCAGGACCACCUCCAACGACAUCGUGGAGAUCUUCACGGUGUUGGGAAUUGAGGCUGUGCGAAAGGCUCUAGAGAGGGAGUUGUACCACGUCAUCUCCUUCGACGGUUCCUACGUCAACUACCGUCACUUGGCUCUGCUUUGCGACACCAUGACUUGCCGCGGUCACCUGAUGGCCAUCACACGUCACGGCAUCAACCGUCAAGACACUGGACCCCUCAUGAAGUGUUCCUUUGAGGAGACGGUGGAUGUGUUGAUGGAGGCGUCAUCCCACGGUGAAAGUGACCCCAUGAAGGGUGUGUCUGAGAACAUCAUGCUCGGCCAGCUCGCCCCAGCUGGAACAGGUUGCUUUGACCUGCUGCUGGAUGCGGAGAAGUGUAAAUACGGCAUGGAGAUCCCGACGAACAUACCUGGAAUCAGCGUGGCUGGACCCACUGGAAUGUUCUUCGGCACUGUUCCAAGUCCUAUGAGCGGUAUGUCCCCCGCCAUGACCCCGUGGAACACAGGAGCGACACCGGCCUACGGCGCGUGGUCCCCCAGUGUCGGAAGCGGCAUGACACCUGGAGCAGCAGGUUUCUCCCCGAGUGCAGCUUCAGAUGCGAGUGGCUUCUCUCCGGGCUACUCCCCGGCCUGGUCCCCCACUCCUGGGUCUCCAGGAUCUCCAGGGCCUGCCAGCCCGUACAUCCCAUCUCCAGGUGGAGCCAUGUCACCCAACUACUCACCCACCUCACCCGCCUACGAGCCUCGCUCCCCCGGCGGCUACACCCCUCAGAGCCCGGGCUACUCCCCGACAUCUCCCUCCUACUCCCCCACUUCUCCUUCCUACUCCCCCACCAGCCCCAACUACAGCCCGACAUCUCCCUCUUACUCUCCCACCUCGCCCAGCUACUCCCCGACCUCCCCCUCCUACUCUCCCACAUCUCCGUCUUACUCCCCAACGUCUCCUUCAUACUCCCCCACCUCCCCAUCUUACUCCCCCACCUCCCCUUCCUACUCCCCCACCUCGCCCAGCUACAGCCCCACGUCGCCCAGCUACAGCCCGACCUCACCCAGCUACUCACCCACUUCUCCCUCUUACUCACCCACCUCUCCCUCUUACUCGCCGACGUCUCCAUCCUACUCUCCCACCUCCCCCUCUUACUCCCCCACCUCUCCUUCUUACUCGCCGACAAGCCCGAGCUACAGCCCCACGUCGCCGAACUACACCCCCACCUCACCCAGCUACUCCCCCACCUCCCCCUCCUACUCUCCCACAUCACCCUCUUACUCCCCGACCUCCCCCAACUACACCCCGACCAGCCCAAACUACUCCCCCACCUCUCCCUCAUACUCCCCGACCUCGCCAUCCUACUCGCCCUCCAGCCCGCGUUACACCCCGCAGUCGCCCACUUACACACCCACCUCCCCCUCGUACAGCCCCAGCUCCCCCUCCUACUCCCCCACCUCGCCCAAAUACACCCCGACCUCACCCUCAUACAGCCCCAGCUCCCCAGAGUACACCCCAACCUCUCCCAAAUACUCGCCCACCUCGCCAAAGUACUCCCCGACGUCGCCGAAGUACUCCCCCACCUCCCCCACCUACUCCCCAACCACCCCCAAAUACAGCCCCACUUCCCCUACCUACUCCCCUACCUCCCCGACCUACACCCCCACCAGCCCCAAAUACUCCCCAACCUCCCCGACUUACUCCCCAACCUCACCCAAGUACUCACCCACAUCCCCUACGUACUCGCCAACUAGUCCUAAAGGCUCCACGUACAGCCCCACCUCCCCCGGAUACAGUCCCACCUCGCCCACCUACAGCCCGGCCAUCAGUCCCGACGACAGCGACGAGGAGAACAACUGAUGAGCGGCAGAGAAGAAGGGGAGGAAGCUGAGGAAGGCGCCCACAGAAACCCCGUCACCUCAUGGGGACGACUGAAGGACAGCCGGAGGUGGCGGCUCUUAGCCACAGGGGUCCCAUUUGUGAUUAUUUUUCUUAUUUCUUUGGGGGAAAUCUCCACUUUGGGACCUCUGUAACUGCCCCUCCCCCCUACCUUUCAGUCUUGACCAUCUGAGGGAGUUGCCCCCUUUUACCCUGAGAAAUAGUUAAAACUAUUAUGUGAAAGACUGGAACUGCUUUGCCUGAAGGAGAGAGAAAAAAAAAGGCUGCCUUUUGAAAUAGUUUUUUAAUUUCCACACGGGGUGUCGAAGCAAAACUGCAAAUCCCAAGAGGGAAUGAAAAGGAGAGGAAGAUGUGGUGAACACAUAAGGGGAGGAGAAAAAAAAGUCCCUUUUUAACUUUAUAGUGUACUGCAUCCAGUCUCUCUCUUGUUCUCAAUCUAAACGUUGGGUGUAUAGCUGUUUUUUGGAGAGCGUACAUAUUGCCAAAAGCCUUUUUCGAAAAGUGGAUUGUAAAUCGCUAAAGCAUAAGCUCUAAAGAAAACGGAGGAGUUAAAUGGUUUAGACUUUGUUUACCGCAUAUUUCACCAAGGUGUAUCUUGUUAGAUCUCUCGCCGCUUUCGUGAAAAGUACAGUUGUUGGCUGUCUUUUGUGGAUGAGAGAAGCUGAAGUGUUUGUCGUAUUUUAGAAGAUUAGCUCAGAUCGUCUGCGCUAUAGUGGACGAAGACAAGCCGGAUGACGAGCGGAAAAACACACACACACACACACACACACACACACACACACACACACACACACACACACACACACACACACACACACACAGAGGAUAGGAGAGAGAGAAACUGGUUUGCAGGGGGAGAAGAAAUUUCACUCCGAACAUCAUUUAACUACAUAAGUGUACGUACCCAUCGCCCUCCCCUACUUUCCUCCUUCACACCCCAAAGACAAACCUGAAAGAUGUCAUGAUAAACACCCACCAGCACCCUCUUGUCCUCUACCAUUUUGGAGACUUGUGCAUCAAAAGCAAAAAAAAAAAAAAAAAAAAAAAAAAAAAAAGAAAAAACACUUUUCCAGAUAAUAUUCUUCCCUCGACACUGGGAAUUUAAAGAUUUAUAUGAAAAAAAAAUACUGUCAGAAUGAUUAUUCUGUCUUUAAUUUUUGAUUCUAGGAAGAAAUGGGGCGCACGUGGACGAGGGAUACUAGUUUGGCGUUGCUGCUUUUGUCAUUGUUUGCAUGAGUAGCACAUGUUAAUACAUUUUAAUCAAGCUUUAGGUUGAUUUUUUUUUUUUUUUUUUUUCAAAUCCCUCCCACUUCGUCCCAUUUCUGAUAGCUGACAUGUACGCAGGUUUUCACUUUAUUUGGACUAUUCAAUUUAUUUAAGAAAACUACUAUUCUGUGUGAAUAUGAAUAGAGGAAAAUUAAGAAUUUUUUUUUUUUUUUUGCUUUUUUUUCUCGUUUUGCUUUUGGUGACUUUGUAAACCUGUUUGCAGGAGGCUCAUGUUCAGAUACUGUGGAUGAAGAGUCGGGGGACGGAGGGGAGUGUUGGGUUUUUUUUUUUUUUUGGUUUUUCUUUUUCUUUAGUCGCCCUCGUUCUUCCCAACAGUCUGAGCAGAGUUGCCGCGGCGACCACUGCUCUUUUUACUAACAUUUGUACAAAGUGUUGCACGCUGUCACCAGGUCGUGACGUCGCUUCGGUUAAAGGGCAAAAAAAAAGAAAGAAGAAAAAAAAAAAAAAAAAAAGUUCAGCGCUCAGUUUUAAGGUUUUCACUUCUCGGGACGCUAGAGGGCAACAUUUGUCCUCCUGGUGACCUUUUUUCAUUUUCUUUUAAACAGAGAUUGUCCAAAGAAACAGCACUUUUGGCCUCUCGAUUUAAAAAAUAAUAAUAAUAAUAAUCUUACCCACUACAUUAGUGUGAACUUUGUUUUGAGUAUGGGUGCUUUCUGACAUGACUCUACCUAGUUGGACUGAUUUUAGGGAACCGUCUGUCCGCCUGAUGAUGACAAUGGAAACAUGUUUUUCUCUCCUCGUUCCAUUUGAUCAUUCGACACAGUUUUUUCAAAAUUCUUGGACUAGCUGGGUCUCCUCCCUCCUCCCUUCUUCAUCCACAAGUGAUCCUCAUUUCUGAAAUCAGUGUUUCUUUUUUUUUUUCUACCAGUGUAUGUACCUGUGACUAUGGGAAUCAUGGGGAGGGGGGGAGGGCGGGGUGUGUUGGAUCUGACUGGGAGUCCUGAUUGGAUUAAAAAAUACCACCGGUAAUCUUUUGGGUUAUGUUCUGAAAAUGUUCAAACUAUUUGUCGAGAUUUUUUGUGAAACAAAUGUCGCUUCCGAAAUGGUCUUGAAUUGAACAGACUGCCAUCUUCUGGCCUUUUGAGAUGAAGCAGGUUUGGGAUUUGCACUUCAGUAAAUAUUGUGGUGGACUUAAAGCCCCCAGAUAUUGUGAUAUUUUGUCCACUUCGGUUGCAUCCAAUCCUCUUGUCUUAACUGUGCGCUGUCCAGUCAAUUCAAGACAAUCAGGACUCCCAGGUUGGUAUGAAUGUCUUGAGUGUGUGUACGCGUGUGCGGUCAGUGUGUGCGUCCGAGGGCGAGACAGGGUUUUCAAGCUGAGGAAGACUUCACGUGUCUGGGCAAAGGAAGGUUUAACUUAAAAUUGCCACUGUAUAGAAAUCAAUUCAUUAUCUCAUUCUCUGUAUCUUUGUUCUGUUUGUUUUUUGACUUGGAAAAAAUGAAUAAAAGUUUUACUACA